Messenger RNA from Neopsephotus bourkii (Bourke's parrot), 506 nucleotides. It is a transcript of the gene CKS1B, whose product is annotated as CDC28 protein kinase regulatory subunit 1B. The coding region runs from base 105 to 344 and encodes 79 amino acids. The transcript has 3 exons. Gene Ontology annotation, molecular function: cyclin-dependent protein serine/threonine kinase activator activity; ubiquitin binding; protein kinase binding. Gene Ontology annotation, biological process: regulation of mitotic cell cycle. Gene Ontology annotation, cellular component: cyclin-dependent protein kinase holoenzyme complex; SCF ubiquitin ligase complex. The record is from RefSeq and is a predicted model, not a curated record. Lineage: Eukaryota; Metazoa; Chordata; Aves; Psittaciformes; Psittacidae.
GGGCGGCGGCGUUUGAAAGCGCCGCGAGGGGGGGGCAGCGCCAACGGCCGCUGAGGCGAGGGCGCGGCGGGGGCGGCGGGGAGGGGCGGCCGCAGGAGCGGGUCAUGGCGCACAAACAGAUCUACUACUCCGACAAGUACGACGAUGAGGAGUUCGAGUACCGGCACGUGAUGCUGCCCAAGGACAUCGCGAAGCUGGUGCCCAAGACCCACCUGCUCUCGGAGUCGGAGUGGCGGAACCUGGGCGUGCAGCAGAGCCAGGGCUGGGUGCACUACAUGAUCCACGAGCCAGAGCCGCACAUCCUGCUCUUCCGCCGGCCGCUGCCCAAGAAGCCGGAGAAGUGAAAGGCCCGCGGCCCGAGCCGAGCCAGCACCUUCCUCCUCAGCAUCACCCUCGGGGAGUUUUGCCCCACGCCUCCCGGUGCUACCCGGGCGCUGCAGCAGUGGCGGCUCAGCCCCGGCGUUGGUGCCUGUUUCUAUUGUCAAUAAAGAGAUGUUUGUUUGGGA